CUGAUGGUGUUACCAUGACAACGUUUGAAAGCAGAACCGCCAUCUUGUUUUAGCAGUAAAUAUAAAGACAAUAUAAGUUGAACUUUUGAAAAAAUAAUGGAGUACACGGGAAGUAACUACGAGGGUGAUUACAAAAAUGGGAGAAUGGAAGGCAAAGCCAACUACACCUUUCCUCCUUCGGUAGAAACGAAAUACGAAGGCGAAAUGAAAGAUGGAAUGUUUCAUGGUGAAGGGACACUUUUCUAUUCUAAUGGAAGCAAGUAUGUUGGUAAAUGGGAGAAUGGAAUUGCAGUAGAUGGGACAUAUACGUUUGCAGAUGGGUUGGAGUAUGACCCAGAAGACUGGAGAUAUUGCGAUGGAUAUGACAGAAGAUUUUAUACUGAAAUCUGCCAUGGAUUAAAACCUGCUGGUCGCUCACAGCUUACCAAUAGAAUACCUCCUCGAGUUAUACCUGAAGGAUGUUAUGACUGUGGAGAUGGCUUCUAUAAUCCAACAACAAGAGUGGUUACAGAUUAUAAGAAUAACUUCCUUAGAAAUGCAGAUGAUGACGAGCAUGAAUGGAUUGUCAGAACAUGCAGGAAAGGCUGGGAUGAGCAUGUUGGAUACCAACCUCAAACAAAACCUUAGAGACACAGACUCAGAAUAUUGUGUAUACCUGCGAAAAACAUAGAAACCAAACAAAAAUCCUCAGAUGAACAGAGAGUCAGGGAAGAACAUCACCAUGCAUCAUUUUCACAACUGUAUGCUUCAAAAGUGUGCUUUAAGCUUGACCUGUUGGAUGAACAUAAUAGGGGCAUGGAAUGAAGAGUGCAUAUUGUACAGAUUGCAACGAAAUAAGAGGGUUAAAUGGUCCAUGAAUCAUGGACUCAAAACAACAACUGAUGACUUUUACAUUACCACUCUUUUCACUGCUAUGAGACAACAGUCACAACAGGGAAAUAGGGCAAUUAUACACUGCAGCCAAUCGGAGAACAUAAAGGUAUCGACCAAUUUAUUUGAUUGACGGAAGAGUAUAGCCCAAUAGGCCCUUUGCAGCUCAGUAAUCAUGUGCUGAUUAAUUCACUGAGAGCAAAUGAAUGAACAUCUUGAUUCCCAUGGGUGAAAUAUACUGGUGAGCAAACAAAAUUUCUAGAACCUGUUUUGAGAGAUUGUAAUAAAGCUGCAUUUCGUGAAACACUGGUUACACAUAGUUUCAUUCAGUUCUUUACGAGUAGCUAAAAAGAAUCACCAAUUUAAAAUAAAAUCAAAAAUAUUGCCCACCAGUACAGACACCUGACCGUUAAGUGCAAAGGACCUAUUUCCCUGUCCCGCCUGUUGUCUCGAUCAGUGUAGCAGUGAAAAGUUGGCAAAGGGCCAUUUAAGCAUGAGGUUUUUUAAUACCUUUUGAAUUAUGACCCAUAACUAAAUCAAUGGAAAUGUAGUUUUCACAAGUCAUGAGAAAUGGACAGGUCAUAGAAGUCCUGAAAAUUCACAAUAACUGUAACAAGAAUUACCCUUUAUUGAAUUAAUAAAUUUAAACUAAAAAUAAUAGUAA
This is a messenger RNA of Actinia tenebrosa (Australian red waratah sea anemone), 1534 nucleotides long. Its product is annotated as MORN repeat-containing protein 5. Lineage: Eukaryota; Metazoa; Cnidaria; Anthozoa; Actiniaria; Actiniidae. The record is from RefSeq and is a predicted model, not a curated record.